AUGCUGUGUUUUUCUUCCAGGUUGACCAUGCCAGGUCCGGGUUGGCAGCUUCCAGGUGGUGCAAGGUACUGUUGUUGUUUUGUUAGAACAGCAGAGGAGAAUUUUGCUUCAAGCAGGAACUCAGAAGUAGCACUGUGUGCCAGGGUUUGUUGGGUCUCGGAAAUCUGCGAGCCAUCGGAUUUUGACAUGCCUGUCUGCGGUGCUGGCAAAGCUACGACACCGCUGCAUCGCUAUGCCAGAUUCCUGGCAGAGCAAAAACCGGUGGAUGCCGAAGAAUCCUUGCCUCUGCAUUUCCCGAUGUACACGCUGCCCCUUGCACGACUGAUGGAAAUGACGGAAGUGGAGCCGCAUGAGGUGCUCGAGAACAGGGGAUUGUUGGUGGAGUUCGAAGAGAGCCUCGGAAGGGCGUUGUUCGUAUCACACCAGUGGGUUGGAGAGAAGCAUCCGGAUCCCGAGUUCAAACAGUUGCGGGUUCUGCAGGAUGCAUUGGAACAUGCACUCUCAGACAUGCGGUACAUAUCCCUGGACCUUAACACAGAGUUCCUUGUACCGGGCGUAGAAUGCCUCGAUGCGAAGGUCUUGCGAGAACGGCCCUUGUUCAUUUGGUAUGACUACUUCUCCUGCCCACAGCUCGACUUUCACGCUCGGAAGACAGUUCUGCAAGAGGGACUCGGCCAGCAAAGCCAGCUGGCUUCAGCAAUUGGAAGUAUUCCAGCCUAUAUUGGUAGAUGCUCCUUCUUCUUCGCUCUUUGUCCAGUUGUUUACAAUCCGAACCGGUCCAUGGUUUUCACGCCGGCCAGCUGGUCAGACAGGGGGUGGUGCCGCGCUGAACGAGUCUUUCGAGAGCUGUCCUCGGAGUCGUCAUGGAUCAUGGUCAAGAGCCGCACGGAGUUAGAGCUGAUCGCGACACCCGCAGCAUCAAUUGGUGGCUCGCCCGGCGAAGGGACCUUCACGGUGGAUGUGGACCGUCUGCAGCUUGCUCCAGUGGUGUUGCAGUCCGUGAAGCACAGGCUGCUCCUAUACUUGCAGAAUGAGGACCUGGUGGGAUACCGCGUCUGCCUGAAUUUGCAGACCGUGUUUUUGAGGGGCUUCCCAGCGAAUCCUCUUGGCGAUCUGAUUCCCGGCUUUGAUGAAGCAAACCUGGAUUCAGGUUCUCUUGCAGUAUCUCGUUUCCUGUUCCAGAACGGCUUUUCUGCCGUGGGCGACGUUGACUGUCAGGGAUGGUCACCGCUGCACUAUUGCGCUUUGGCAGGGGAUCCGGUGCUGAUCCAGAGUUUGCUCGAACAUCGUGCUCAUCUUGAUCGCUUGACGAGGAAGCCCCAACCCCAAGCAGGGGUGCCACCUCGAACGUCGGCACUGUCCAUCUGCCUCAUGUUCAAACACAACGAGGCGGCCCGCGUACUUCUGGCAGCGAAGGCGCAGGUCGGCAGUGGAAUUCAACCGCCUAUCAGUUUGGCGGCCAUGGCAAACAAUCCGAAAGGUAUUCGCAUUCUUUGCGAGGCCGGCUGUGAGCCUGACACGAAGGACAUCCUGGGCUUCUCUGCCUUUGACGCAGCCUGUGGUGCGGGCAGUCUAGAGGCGAUGCAGGAGCUCCUGACCCAGGCGGAGUACCGAAUCGAUCUCUCCCGGUCCUUCUUCGCCUCCAUGUCCAACAGAGGUGGAAAAGCAGAGCUUGUGGAGCUCCUGAUCAGACUGCGAGCUGACAUGAACACCCCCUUCAAGCAGCGCCUGCUGAGCAUCCACGGCAUCUUGUUUGCUGUGAAAUCCAUGCAAUACCGUUUUGGGAGGCACACAAUUCUUACCAGACUGGCAUACCACGGUCAUGGUGCAACGCCACUAAUGCUUGCGGUCAUGACUGGGCAGUACGAAGGUGCUGCUGCACUCUUAGCCGCGGGUGCAAGUUCGGACACACGCAAUGCACGCAAUCGCACAGUGACAGACUUUGCGCGGGAGCAGUCUGUGCCGCUCUUCUUGAGGGAGGCGCUGGAGGGGCGGACAGAAGAAGCCCGGAAGUUGGUCGCCGUUGCAAUUGCUGGCAACACUUUCCAAAUUUGA
Molecule: messenger RNA, 2055 nt
Organism: Symbiodinium sp. CCMP2592
Lineage: Eukaryota; Dinophyceae; Suessiales; Symbiodiniaceae
Source: the annotation of a GenBank genome assembly